UGUCGGACCGCUUUCUUAGCAGCAAGAGAGUGUUUCGAAAAUUAGACGUAGAAUUUUUUGGAACAAAAAUAAUAUUGAGUAGUUUUAACCAGUUUGUUUAAUUAUGUCACACAGAUUGAAUUCGCUGCAGUAGUUGAUUUUCUGUGGAGAUGUUUGCUAAAGCGUUUCGUGUCAAAUCCAACACUGUUGUAAAAGGAUCUGACAGGAGGAAGCUGAAAGCUGACAUAUCUGCAGCUUUUCCUACACUGUCGGCCGAGGAGCUGUCUGAGCUGGUCCCCAACAAAGAAGAAUUAAAUGUAGUGAAGAUUUAUACACAUAAGGGAGAUGCUGUAACACUUUAUGUUCUUCACAAAAAUCCACUUUUCUUUGAGCUGGAGAAACAACUUUACCCCACAGUGUAUAUGCUUUGGCACCAUCCAGUUCUCCUGCCAGCAUUUACAACAUGGCCUCCUGUGCUUGAGAAGUUAAUAGGAGGGGCAGAUCUCAUGCUGCCAGGUGUGGUGGUGCCAUCAGGUGGUCUCCCAAAUGUGAAACAGGGGGACUGCUGUGCUGUUACAUUAGUGAACAGUGGAGCACCUGUUGCAGUUGGCACCGCUGCAGUCUCAAGUGCAGAGAUGACCAGUUUGGGCAUGAAAGGAAGAGGAGUGUGUAUUCUUCACACGUACAUGGAUCAUCUCUGGGGGCUUGGAGAUAAGUCCAGCCCACCUCCUUUACCAGUUGCAGAAAAUGAAGGAGAAGAGAUGUGUGAAGAAGAUGAGGAAGUAAACGAGGAAGACGAAGCAGCAGAGAAGUGUGCGGACGUGCACAGUCCUGGUGCACCGCAUACUAAUCAUGUUUGUGGUGGUGUUGAGGAAUUGAGUCUGGCUGAACAUGUGGAAGAAAAGGAGAAACGCAACAGUGGAGAGGGGGAGGAGGAGGAGAAGCAGGAGGAGGAAAAGCAGGAUGACCAGAAAACACCACAAGAGAGAAUGGAUGCCCUGCUGUUCCAGUGUUUUCUUCAUGCUCUCAAGAGCAAAGUGAAGAAGUCAGAGCUCCCUCUACUGACAAGCACCUUUCUUCGCAACCACAUGUUUUCCUGCUGCCCGAGCGGAAGCCAACUUGAUAUCAAAAAGUCCAGCUAUAAAAAGUUGUCUAAGUUUCUACAGGCAAUGCAACAGCAACACAGCCUCCUGCAAGUGAAAGAACUGACAAAAGGUGUGGAGAGCAUUGUAGAGGUGAACUGGAAAAAUCCACAACUGCGAUCCUUCCACAUUCUCGAGGAGGCAGAUGUUGAAGUGGUUCCACUGCAGGAUGGAGGAGGAGAAACUCCAUACCACCCCCCUGAGAUCACGACUGUGUACUCAGUGUCCGCUCGAACAGAGCCUCUUUUUCUGGAUGCAAACAAGAGGAAAGGAACAAUACUUCAGCCUGCUGAAGUGAGAAGUAUUAUCACAGAAUACAUCAAGAAAAAUGAACUGGUGAAUGAACAUAAUAAAAAUUAUGUGACGAUCAACCCGAUUCUUUGUGACUGUUUGCUGGAAAAAUCUGAAUAUCAAGAAGUAGAGUCUGUGAAGUGGGAUGAUCUCUUCAGCAGGACGUUGGGAAGAAUGCAAGAAUAUUAUCAAGUUGUGUUCCCUGGACAAGCUCCAAUGAUAAAGAAGGGUCACAUUGAGCCAAUAGACAUCUCUGUGGCUUCUCGUGGAUCCAAUAAGAAGGUGACAUUGAUAAGGAACUUGGAAGUGUAUGGUUUGGAUCCUGCAGUCGUGUCUGCUGCUUUACAGCACAAAGUGCAGGCCAGUUCCAUUUUGCAGCCCAUUCCUGGGGGCAAAGACAAAGUCAUGGUCCAGAUCCAAGGCAACCAGAUUCAACAAGUCGGAAAUUUGCUGCUAGAUCACUAUCAAAUCCCUCGAAAGUACAUCCAAGGACUCGACAAGGCUCCAAAAGGUGGAAAGAAGAAGUAACAUUUCAUCAUGUAGUACUGUGACAUUUUACUAUAUGUAAACAUUACAGUGAAAUCUUGGUCAUCCAUAUAAUAAAAAGUCAGUUCCUUGUCCUCUUAUGGAGGUGGAUGAAUUAUUAACUCUUGCUGUGGUUAUGAUCUUA
Thalassophryne amazonica is the source of this 2082-nucleotide messenger RNA. It is a transcript of the gene eif2d, whose product is annotated as eukaryotic translation initiation factor 2D. Gene Ontology annotation, molecular function: translation initiation factor activity; RNA binding. The record is from RefSeq and is a predicted model, not a curated record. Bases 150 to 1940 code for a protein of 596 amino acids. NCBI's taxonomy places the organism in Eukaryota, Metazoa, Chordata, Actinopteri, Batrachoidiformes, Batrachoididae. The transcript is spliced from 15 exons. Gene Ontology annotation, biological process: translational initiation; formation of translation preinitiation complex.